AUGUCGAGCGGUCAUUCAGACCAUGCCGAUGAUACUGCUACCGCACCACAACUUCCUCAGUCUGCUCCGAUGAGUGAGACCGCACACCAGAGUUCGAUUGGCGCAAUGCCGCUCGUCUCAACCAAAGAGAAAGACAGCACCCGAAAGAUAGAGAAACAGAGCUUGGAAUAUGCACUCAGAAGUGGAAUCGCCGGUGGCCUGGCCGGCUGUGCGGCGAAAACGGUUGUCGCACCACUCGACCGCGUGAAGAUCCUGUUCCAAGCAUCAAAUCCUCAGUUCGCAAAAUACACAGGCAGCUGGUCAGGUCUUGCCCAUGCGAUACGAGACAUCAAUCGACAUGAAGGCGCCAGAGGCCUAUACAAGGGCCACUCCGUUACCCUUCUCCGCAUAUUCCCCUACGCUGCGAUCAAAUUCCUCGCCUACGAACAGAUUCGCGCCGUUCUUAUCCCGUCCAGUGAACACGAGACUCCACUCCGCCGCUUGAUAUCGGGCAGUUUGGCCGGUGUCACAUCUGUGUGCUUUACCUACCCACUUGAGCUGAUGCGCGUUCGCAUGGCAUUUGAAACAAGUCAUUCGCAUCGUUCGGGAUUAUUAGAUAUCAUGCGCCAGAUUUAUCACGAGCGCGCAGCACCUACUCCCCGCUCCGCCGCAGCCACAGAAUCUUCAACGGUUGCCGCCGUCGAAGGCGCCGCAUCCACGGUGAACAAAAUUGCCCCGCGAACUGGGUUGAUUAACUUCUACCGCGGGUUCGCGCCGACUAUUCUUGGAAUGCUACCGUAUGCCGGUAUCUCCUUCCUGACCCACGAUACCGUGGGUGACUUUUUCCGCCACCCAUCUCUGGCGCCAUACACUCUGAAAAGGGCAGUGGAUGGUGAUAUUGAUCCUCGAAAAGCAGAACUGAAUAAGAAUCGUCCCCUGCUCAAUGCCCCAUUCGAACUCCUUGCUGGUGCCCUUGCCGGUCUCGCCUCCCAGACAUCUUCAUAUCCCAUCGAAGUCAUCCGUCGCCGAAUGCAAGUCGGUGGUGCAGUGGGUGAUGGGCAUCGUCUGGGAAUCGCAGAGACCGGGCGAAAAAUCUGGCUCGAGUGUGGUUUCCGUGGGUUCUGGGUUGGUUUGACCAUCGGGUACAUUAAGGUGGUGCCGAUGUAUGCUGUUGCCUUCUUUGUUUAUGAGCGGGUCAAGGGGUCAUUGCGGAUCGGCUGA
Molecule: messenger RNA, 1200 nt
Organism: Penicillium salamii
Lineage: Eukaryota; Fungi; Ascomycota; Eurotiomycetes; Eurotiales; Aspergillaceae
Source: the annotation of a GenBank genome assembly